CAUGUUGACGCGACUUUUCAGCGAGCCCAGCCUGGUCCCCGAAGUCCCGAAAUUCCCCGGUUGGGCCGAGGAGUGCGAGGAGGAUGCCCGGAGCGAGAAGGAGGAGCGGGCGGGGAAGGGCUGCGCCCUCCCCGAGGAGCCGCCCGAGGGUUCGCUGGGAGAGAGCAAGGAGGAAGGGGAGCUAGCAGGGGACGAGGAGGAGGAGGAGGAGGAGGAGGAAGGCCUGGAGGAGGCGGAGGGCGAGCGGCCCAAGAAGCGGGGCCCCAAGAAGAGGAAGAUGACGAAGGCGCGGCUGGAGCGGUCCAAGCUGCGGCGGCAGAAGGCGAACGCCCGGGAGAGGAACCGGAUGCACGACCUGAACGCGGCCCUGGACAACCUGCGCAAGGUGGUUCCCUGCUACUCCAAAACCCAAAAACUCUCCAAAAUCGAGACCCUCCGCUUGGCCAAGAACUACAUCUGGGCUCUCUCCGAGAUCCUGCGCUCGGGCAAGCGGCCCGACCUGGUCUCCUACGUGCAGACUCUGUGCAAGGGGCUGUCCCAGCCCACCACCAACCUGGUGGCCGGCUGCCUCCAGCUCAACUCCCGCAACUUCCUGACGGAGCAGGGCCAGGAGGGGGGUCGGUUCCACGGCCCCAACGCCGCCUCCUUCGCCGUGCACCCCUACCCCUACCCCUGCUCGCGGCUGGCCGCGGCGCCCUGCCCGCCCGCCGCCGGCCCCGGGCCGCACGGGCUGAGGACACACGGCUACUGCGCCUCCGCCUACGAGAGCCUCUACGGCAACACCUCCCCCGACUACAACAGCUCGGAGUACGACGGGGGGCUCAGCCCCCCGCUCUGCAUCAACGGCAACUUCUCCCUCAAGCAGGACUCUUCAUCCCCCGACCACGAGAAAAGCUACCACUACUCUAUGCACUACUCGGCGCUGCCCGGCUCCCGCCCCGCCGCUCACAACCUGGUCUUCGGGUCGGCGGGGAUGCGCGGGGGGGUUCACUCCGAGAACAUCUUCCCCUACGACAUGCACCUCCCGCACGAGCGGGGCCCCAUGUACGAGGAGCUCAACGCCUUCUUCCACAACUGACCCCCCCUUCCCCGACACCCCCUCCCCAUCGCCGAGCUGGCGGGGAGGGGGGGAGACUCCCCCACAAAUCCCCCCCACCCGCGGCGGCCCCGCGGAGCGGCCCCCGGGGCUCCGCCGUGGGCUUUGGUGCAAUAUGGGGACCCGGCCCCGGCGGCGGGUCCCCGCGCCCCGUGGGGACAAAGUGCUUUUUUGGGAGGAUUUUCCCUUUUCCUUAAUUUUUUUAUUAUCGUCGAUUUCGUUAUU
This is a messenger RNA of Oenanthe melanoleuca, 1321 nucleotides long. RefSeq names its product neuronal differentiation 2 (gene NEUROD2). The transcript has a single exon. Gene Ontology annotation, biological process: nervous system development; regulation of DNA-templated transcription. NCBI's taxonomy places the organism in Eukaryota, Metazoa, Chordata, Aves, Passeriformes, Muscicapidae. The record is from RefSeq and is a predicted model, not a curated record. The coding region runs from base 2 to 1078 and encodes 358 amino acids. Gene Ontology annotation, molecular function: protein dimerization activity.